Messenger RNA from Kogia breviceps (pygmy sperm whale), 8133 nucleotides. The record is from RefSeq and is a predicted model, not a curated record. Lineage: Eukaryota; Metazoa; Chordata; Mammalia; Artiodactyla; Physeteridae.
GAGACACAUUAAUAACUUGCAGGUCACCUUUAUGUCACAAUUUAAAAACUUUACACUUAAUAGAACUCACCACGUACCAGGCACUGUUCCAAGCACUUAAAAAUUACCUUACUUAAUCCUCCAAACAACCCUGCCCAGUAGAUACUAUUAUUAUCAUUCCCCAUCUUACAGAUGAGAAACUGGUACACAGAGAGGUUAAGUAACCUACCCAAGGUCACAAAACUAAUAAAUAAAAGAUCCAAGCAGUCAGGCCCCGGAGUCUGCAUAUCUAACCCCUGGGCAAUGAUGCCUUUCAAAAAACUACAUGGAAAACAUUUAAUAAAAACUUCCAGAACGAGAUGCAAAUUUUAUUUGAAAAGCAUUCAGAUUUCUGGGAGGGCUACUAUUCCUAGGUGCCAUCAGAUUUCAAAUACUGGAGGCAUUCCCAAUGUUCCAUUCACAAAUGAAAUGAAAUGAAAUCUGUGGCGGCCCCUGCUGUGAAUAAAAUCGAAGAGAAAGAUGCUGGUAUAUUUUGGUGCUAUGCUUAAAAGACCUGCAGACCUAUCCUGCUCUUUUCAAAGUAAAAAUUGUGGCAAGUCUCUCUGGCCAGGUAGUGUGUGUCCACGUACUACUGCAGCAAACGCCUGUAGGUCAUGUGACUUUUUUUCCUUUAGGGAGGAAACCAAGCAAUUCAGGACACAGGUGUGUGCACCAACUUGUGUAACUGAGGACCGUGGGAGGGGUGGGGCCUUGCAGGGCUACUGCCACCAAUACCUUAGGACAGUUCACAUUAGAAGAGCUCUUCUUCUGUAUUAAGUUGGCAUACUGUCCUCUAAAAAGUUAUUUUGAAAAGAGGUCUGUAUUUUCAACUUCAUGGGUUAGGUCGGCUUCAUGAAUAAAGCUCUUCGUGUAUUAAAGAAGGCAGGGUAUCAACUGUGAGCUGGAAAACCAGCAGAGAACAUUUCCAUUACGAAGGUAAUCAAUAUAAGUAUGUUUGCUGCCUGGACACUUGAAUCUGCAACCCAUCCCUUCUGUGUAUCCUUAGUUAAUACCGUAGUGCCGGGCACAGAGCGGCCCUUGACAGGGUGUAGAAUUAUCGUUACUGUAUACGUGUGAUAAGUUAAAGUCCACUUCCUGUCCGGUGGAGGGUCUCCGCCCAGUCUCCUCGCACCGCUGCCUUCGCGAGUGUAGUCACAAUUAAAACACUCAGGUUUCACCAACAGAGUAAGAGUCCACGGGGUUCCCUUCCCAGGCCACGCCGGCUUUGGGGGGCACCCACCGAGGGUCGGCUCUACCUGAAAUCCAGCCGCGGUCGGCCGAAAGCGCAGCGUCGUAGCAGGUUCCGGUCGCUCUUCCACCUGCUGCCAAAGCGGGCAGGCUACGUGGAAGACGACCUUGCCCUGGGCUGGAGGCAGCGGCCACCGCGGCCGCACUUGGUCCUCCGAGAUCCCAUGCUCCCUUGCACCAAGGACACGUCCGGCGGCUCUGCAGGGCCUUUCUACGCCAUCGCGGCGCCUCUCUAUGAUCCAUUGCCGCGUUCAUGGUGGAUGUCAUGGCUGACGGCGUCGAGUUGGCAGGAGCUGCCAACGGAAUUGGGGAAAGUCACUGAAGCAGAGGAAGAAGUGGCCUAACCCGGACUGUGGGAAGUGGUGAGGAUGAGCGGAGGCCCCGCGGGGGGUGCCCGUGUCACUGGAAUUGGGCCCCUGGUAAAGUCCCAGGCCAGGCCUCUGCGUUUCUAGUCAGAGCCCGGGGGUUGGUCGGGGUCCCCGAAGCCGGCGUUGCCUAGGAACCCCUGUCUUAUCAAAUACUGAGCUUUGUGAUUUGGACCAGUACACCGGAGACAGCGGUUCGAGGACAUUUGGCGGGGUCGUCCGACGACGCUGGCCGCCUUUCUCGGAGCGGAGCAGGUUCUCUAACCCGCAGCGAUGUCGUCCUGGCUUGGGGGCCUCGGCCUCGGCUUGGGCCAGUCCCUGGGUCAAGUCGGGGGCAGCCUGGCUUCCCUCACUGGCGAAAUUUCAAACUUUACAAAGGAUAUGCUGAUGGAGGGCACGGAGGAAGUGGAAGCAGAAUUACCUAAUGCUAGGAGAAAGGAAGUUGAAGCCAUUCAUACAAUCUUAAGAUCAGAGAAUGAGAGACUCAAAAAACUUUGUACUGAUCUGGAAGAGAAGCAUGAAGCAUCAGAGCUUCAAAUAAAGCAGCAGUCUAUGAGUUAUCGAAAUCAACUGCAACAGAAAGAGGUGGAAAUCAGCCAUCUUAAAGCAAGACAGAUUGCACUGCAGGAUCAGUUGCUGAAGCUGCAGUCAGCUGCUCAGUCAGUGAUUUCAGGAGCUGGUGGUGUACCAGCAACCGCUGCAUCUCCUUCAUUCAGUUAUGGUUUAAGUCAUCAUGCUUCAGCUUUCCACGAUGAUGACAUGGAUUUUGGUGACAUCAUUUCAUCACAACGAGAAAUAAACAGAUUGUCAAAUGAAGUUUCAAGACUUGAGUCUGAAGUUGGCCAUUGGAGACAUAUUGCUCAGACUUCUAAAGCACAAAGAUCAGAUAGCUCUGAUCAAAGUGAAAUCUGCAAACUACAAAAUAUCAUUAAGGAACUUAAACAGAACCGAAGUCAGGAUAUUGACAACCAUCAACAUGAAAUGUCAGUAUUGCAGAAUGCACAUCAACAGAAAUUGACAGAAAUAACUCGUCGGCAUCGAGAAGAAUUAAGUGACUAUGAAGAACAGAUUGAAGAACUGGAAAAUCUGUUACAAGAAGGUGGCUCAGGAAUUGCAUUAACUGAUCACUCUAAAAUCCAUGAGAUGCAGAAAACUAUUCAAGUUCUACAAGCUGAAAAAGUAGAGUCCACAAAAAAAAUUGAAGAACUUGAGGAUAAAAUAAAAGGCAUAAAUAAAAAAUUAUCUUCUGCAGAAAAUGACAGAAGUGUUUUGAAGAAGGAACAAGAACGACUAAGUGUGGAAAACAGACAAUUACUUGAAGAAUGUGAAAGCUUGAAACUGGAAUGUAGUAAAUUGCAGCCUUAUGCUGCGAAGCAAAGUGAUAUUGUGACAGAAAAGGAAAGAAUUCUUCCCUACAGUUCUUCAGUAGAAGAAGAGGUGUUCAGAUUGCAGCAAGCACUGUCUGAUGCUGAAAAUGAAAUAAAGAGACUGAGUAAUUUAAACCAGGAUAACAGUCUUGCUGAAGACAAUCUGAAACUUAAAAUGCAUGUCCAAGUUUUAGAAAAAGAGAAUUCAUUACUGAAUCAAGAAAAGGAAGAACUGCAAAUAUCACUUUCAAAAUUGAACAAUGAAUAUGAAGUAAUUAAAAGUAUAGCUGUAAGGGACAUGGAUUUGGAUUCAGAAUUAUGUGAUUUAAGACGUAAUUUGGAGGCAAAGGAACAAGAACUCAAUCAGAGCAUUACUGAAAAGGAAAUACUAAGAGCUGAGUUAGAAGAAUUGGAUAAACAGAACCAAGAGGCUACAAAGCACAUGAUUUUGAUCAAAGAUCAGCUAUCAAAACAAGAAAAUGAGGGAGAUAACGUCAUCAGUAAACUGAAAAAAGAUCUAAAUGAUGAAAAAAAGAGAGUUCAUCAACUUGAAAAUGAUAAAAUGAACAUUACUAAAGAGUUAGACAUGCAGGAAGAAAAGUUAAUUCAAAGUGAACUGGUACUAAGUGAUUUACAUUUAACCAAGCAGAAGCUUGAGGAUAAAGUAGCAGCUUUAGUAGAUCAGCUCAAUAAAUUGCACACAAAAAAUUUAAACAUCCAGAAGGAGAACUCUGAACUUCAGGAACAUGUUAAACAAAAGGAGGAGGAGCUUUCUAGAGUAAGGGAUGAGUUAAUAAUGCAGUCUCUUAAUCGAGACUCGAACAGUAAUUUUAAGGAUGACUUACUUAAUGAAAGGGAAGCCGAAAUGAGAAACUUAAGGCAAAAUCUUUCAGAAAUAAAACAGCUCAACGAAAAUUUAAGGAAAGUUGCUUUUGAUCUCAAAAUGGAAAAUGAAAAGUUGAAUUUAGCAUGUGAAAAUGUAAGACAUCAGUUGGAAGAGUCUGUUGCUGGUAACAGUCAGAUUUCUCAGGAAAAAAACGCUAUUGUGGAGGCUCUAAAAAUCGAGAAGGAACAGUUAGAAGCAGUAUUGUGUCAGGCUCAAAAGAGGCUGUUGGAAGAAGCAAACAAGUAUGAGCAAACCGUGGAAGAACUGUCCAGUGCGUGUAAUUUGAGUAUCUCUGCUUUACAGCUGGACCAUGAGCAUUUAAUUAAACUCAAUCAAGAGAAAGACUUCGAAAUAGCAGAACUCAAAAAGAAUAUCAAGCAGAUGGAUACUGAUCAUAAGGAAACUAAGAAAAUUUUGUCAUCUAGCUUAGAAGAGCAGAAGCAAUUGACCCAACUUGUAAAUGAGAACGAAAUUUUUAUUGAAAAACUUAAAGAAAGAAGUUCAGAGCUUCAGGAGGAAUUAGAUAAGUAUACUCAGGUCUUAAGAAAAAAUGAAAUUUUAAGGCAAACCAUAGAGGAGAAAGACAGAAGUCUUGGAUCCAUGAAAGAAGAAAACAAUCAUCUGAAAGAAGAGUUGGAACGACUCAGGGAACAGCAGAGUCGAGCUGCACCUGUGGCUGAGCCUAAAACCCUUGAUAGUAUUACAGAGCUAGAAUCUGAGGUGAAUCAGCUGAAUAUAUUAAAGGAUAAUCUUAAAGAGGAAAUAAAACAUCAUCAAAAGGUAAUUGAAGAUCAAAACCAGAGUAAAAUACAGCUGCUUCAGUCUUUACAGGAGCAGAAGAAGGAAAUGGAUGAGUUUAGAUACCAGCAUGAGCAAAUGAACGCCACACACACCCAGCUCUUUUUAGAGAAAGAUGAGGAAAUUAAGAAUUUGCAAAAAACAAUUGAACAAAUCAAAACCCAGUUGCAUGAAGAAAGACAGGACGUUCAAACAGAGAAUUCUGUUAUUUUUCAAGAAACAAAAGUUCGGGGUCUUAAUAUAGAAAAUGGAAGUGAAAAGCAUGAUUUAUCUAAAGCUGAAACCGAAAGAUUAGUGAAAGGAAUAAAAGAACGAGAAUUGGAGAUUAAACUUCUAAAUGAAAAGAAUAUCUCUCUAACUAAACAGAUUGAUCAGCUUUCCAGAGAUGAGGUUGGUAAACUAACUCAGAUUAUCCAGCAGAAAGAUUUGGAGAUACAAGCUCUUCAUGCUCGAAUUUCUACAGCUUCGUACCCCCAGGAUGUUGUUUACCUUCAACAACAGCUGCAGGCCUAUGCUAUGGAACGAGAACAGGUACUAGCUGUUUUGAGCGAGAAGACUAGGGAGAAUAGCCAUCUAAAAACAGAAUAUCACAAGAUGAUGGAUAUAGUUGCUGCAAAAGAAACAGCUCUCAAUAAGCUGCAAGAUGAAAAUAAAAAAUUGUCCACGAGGUUUGAAAGUAGUGGCCAAGAUAUGUUUAGAGAAACUGUUCAGAAUUUAUCUCGUAUCAUUCGAGAAAAAGACAUUGAAAUAGAUGCAUUAAGUCAGAAAUGUCAGACCUUAUUGACAGUUUUACAAACAUCCAACACUGAAAAUGAGGUUGGAGGUGUUAAUAGUAAUCAGUUCGAGGAGCUUCUACAGGAACGCGAUAAGUUAAAACAACAAGUAAAGAAAAUGGAAGAGUGGAAACAGCAGGUCAUGACUACAGUACAAAAUAUGCAACACGAGUCAGCCCAGCUCCAGGAGGAGCUUCAUCAGCUUCAGGCACAAGUUCUGGUUGACAGUGACAACAACUCUAAAUUGCAAGUGAACUAUACUGGCCUGAUCCACAGUUAUGAGCAGAAUGAAACCAAACUCAAAAAUUUUGGGCAGGAAUUAGCACAAGUUCAGCACAGCAUAGGGCAGCUUUGCAAUACCAAAGAUCUUCUUUUAGGAAAACUUGAUAUUAUUUCACCUCAGCUCUCUUCUGGAUCGUCGCUUAGUUCCCAGUCAGCAGAGUCUCUUAGAACAACUAAGUCUGAUGUAUUAAGUGAGUCUUCUAAACAAGAAAUAGAAGAGCUAAGAAAAUCACUGAAGGAAAAAGAUGCAACAAUUAGAACUCUCCAGGAAAAUAAUCACAGAUUGUCUGAAUGGAUUGCUGCUUCCUCAGAGCUAGAAAGAAAAGAACAGGAGCAAACUGAUUCAGAAAUUAAGCAGCUCAAGGAGAAACAAGAUAUCUUACAAAAGUCGCUUAAGGAAAAAGACCUCUUAAUCAAAGCCAAAAGUGAUCAGUUACUUUCUUUGAAUGAAAAUUUUACUAACAAGGUGAAUGAAAAUGAACUUUUGAGGCAGGCAGUAACAAACCUGAAGGAGAGAACAUUAAUCUUAGAAAUGGACAUUUGUAAACUAAAAGGGGAAAAUGAAAAAAUAAUAGAAUCAUCCAGGGGAAAGGAAACAGAAUAUCAAGCAUUACAGGAGACUAAUACGAAGUUUUCUAUGAUGCUUCGAGAAAAAGAGUUUGAAUGCCAUUCAUUGAAGGAGAAGGCUCUGGCUUUUGAGCAUCUACUGAAAGAAAAAGAGCAGGGCAAGACUGGGGAGUUAAAUCAACUUUUAAAUGCAGUUAAGUCAAUGCAAGAGAAGACAGUUACCUUUCAGCAGGAGAGAGAUCAAGUCAUGUUGGCCCUGAAACAGAAACAACUGGAAAACACUGCCAUACAGAAUAAGGUUCAACAUUUACGUGACAAAGAAUUACGCUUAAACCAGGAGCUAGAGAGAUUGCGUAACCAUCUUUUAGAAUCAGAAGAUUCUUACACCCGUGAAGUUUUGGCUGCAGAAGAUAGAGAGGCUAAGCUAAGAAAGAAAGUAACAGUAUUGGAGGAAAAGCUAGUUUCAUCCUCUAAUGCAAUGGAAAAUGCAAGCCGUCAGGCCAGUUUACAGGUAGAGUCAUUGCAGGAACAGUUGGACGUGGCAUCCAAGCAAAGGGAUGAAACUGCACUACAGCUUUCCAUGUCUCAGGAACAAGUAAAGCAGUAUGUUCUGUCACUCUCCAACCUGCAGAUGGUCCUGGAGCAUUUCCAGCAAGAGGAAAAAGCUAUGUAUUCUGCUGAACUAGAAAAGCACAAGCAACUUGUUGCUGAAUGGAAGAAAAAGGCAGAAAAUCUGGAAAGAAAACUUGUAUCAUUACAGGAGCGUUUGGAUGAAGCAAAUAUUGCAUUGGAUUCAGCAUCAAGACUUACAGAACAGUUAGAUUUAAAGGAAGAACAAAUUGAAGAACUUAAAAAACAAAAUGAGGUCCGACAAGAAAUGCUGGAUGAUGUACAAAAGAAAUUGAUGAAUUUAGUAAAUAGCACAGAAGGAAAAGUGGACAAAGUCCUAAUGAGAAACCUUUUCACUGGACACUUCCACACACCAAAAAAUCAGCGUCAUGAAGUGUUACGAUUAAUGGGAAGCAUCCUAGGUAUCAGAAAGGAGGAAAUGGAACAGUUGUUGAAUGAAGAUCAGGGUGGUGUUACCAGGUGGAUGACUGGGUGGCUUGGAGGAGGAUCAAAAAGUGUUCCCAACACACCUUUGAGACCAAAUCAGCAAUCUCUGCUUAAUAGUUCUUUUUCAGAACUUUUUGUUAAAUUUCUAGAAACAGAGUCUCAUCCAUCUAUUCCACCACCCAAGCUUUCUGUUCAUGAUAUGAAACCUCUAGAUUUACCAGGAAGGACAAAACUAGAUACAAGUGUACCCGGAAAUUUUAAAGAUACAGCCGAAUCCGGGUCUGAUAGACGAACAGAUGUGAAUCCGUUCCUGGCUCCCCGCUCUGCGGCUGUGCCUCUCAUUAACCCAGCUGGACUUGGACCUGGAGGGCCUGGGCAUCUCCUUCUGAAACCCAUCUCAGAUGUACUGCCCACAUUUACGCCUUUGCCAGUGUUACCUGACAACAGCGCCAGAGUUGUGUUGGAAGACCUUUUAAAGCAGUAGGCGAUCCUCAAGCCAGAGAUGACAGAUAUAGCACUUUUAAAAAAACCCGUGAACACUAUGUGUAUGUAGUUUAUUACAAAGCGGCCUUUUGGAAAAAGUCAUGUAUUUGUUUGCAGUUGUACUUUAUCUAAAUUUAAUAGAAGUAUUCUUAAUGAUUUUAGAAAUUGCAGGUGUUAAAGGAGGAAGUGUUUGCUAUAUUAUCUGCCUUUUUUGCCUGUCUGAUUUGACCUAACUUAAGCUAGAAACAUUCAUUCUUUUAAUUUUAAUUUACAAAAAUAAGAAAAAUUAA